CAAAUGGAGCCAGGCCAAGCAUAUCUUUGCCUUCAUCGUGAAAAUAGAAAAAAAAAAAAAAAAAAAAAAAGGAGAAGAAUCCAAGUGCCUUCAGGGCAAGGCAACCACUUGUACGCCCACCGUUUCUGGGCAUCCGACAGCAUACGAGGGGAGCUCGCGGUGGACCGGUGCUGCGGACGGCGAUCCACGCCUGUCGGCACUUACACAGGGAUCCACGGCUUACUCUUCACCUCCUCCUCUUCAACUUCCUCUUCCUCUUCCUCUUCCUCUUCGUAAAUUGCUUUUAGCCAUUCAAUCGCUCGUUUUUUUUUCUUCCCAUUUCGCCAAGUGAACUACUCCGGCUCAAUCGUCGACGUGAUUGUCCACUGCUUUUUCAGGUAAAAAUACCAAAGGUUGUUGCUCAAUAAAGAAAAUGGGAAUAUCGAAGGUUAUGGGAUGUGUGUCAACAAUUCUCCUCUCUACAUCUGUCUACCUCAAGAAAUCCGGCAGAACUUACACAGCAGUGCCACUUCUACUAAGUGCUGUGGUUGGGUACACAGUCUCCAUUGCAUCUCAUCCGGCUGUAAAUUUGCCUUUAAUCCUUGGAAAGAGCUCCCAUGGGAGUUUCCCUCUUUGGUCAAAGUUUCUUUUUGCCCCAUAUCUAUUGACAGUUCGAGUAUAUACUGUUUUCAAAAGGAUGAAGAGGAGGGAGUCAUUGUAUGAUGAAAUUGUUGAGGGACUCUAUCUUGGAGGGUGGCCUACUUCAUUGAGUCGUUUGCCUCCGGGUGACCCCGUGGUUAUCGACUGCACAUGUGAAUUACCGAGGACCUAUUUUGUUCCUGCAGAAUCUUAUCUUUGCAUCCCUUUGUGGGAUUCAAGGUCUCCUGAUCCAACACAAAUUGAAUGUGCUGUCCGUUGGGGAUGCCAAAAGAGAUCUGAAAAGAAACCAGUCUACAUCCAUUGUGCAAAUGGACCGGAGCUCGGGCAAGACGAUUGGCAGUGCUAAAAUGGUGAAUGGUCUUUACUACUUUGAGGACAUUUUACCUAGUAAGGAAAUUGUGCAAGGACUUAGUAGUAUUAGUUCUCUUUCUGUUUAUGAUCAAAUAAUGGUUUGGCAUUGCCGUUUAGGUCACCCUAGUUUUUCAUAUAUGAAACAUUUAUUCCCUGAUUUGUUUAAAAAUAUGAACCCCUUAGAUUUUCAAUGCGAAAGUUGUACUCUUGCAAAAAGUCCUCGUAAAACAUAUGUCUCUAGACCUUACCUUGAAUCAAAGCCUUUUUACUUAUUCCACAGUGAUGUGUGGGGACCCUCAAAGGUAACUACAUCAUCAGGACAAAAAUGGUUUGUAAGCUUUACCGAUGACCAUACUCGACUCUGUUGGGUUUUUUUUGAUGAGAAACAAGAAUGAGGUUGAGAAAAUUUUUAAAGAAUUCUACAAUUUGAUUGAAAACCAAUUUCAAACAAAAAUAAGUAUUUUGAGAACAGAUAAUGGUACAGAAUAUUUCAAUCAAUCUGUAGAAAUAUUUUUGAGGGAAAAAGGCAUCUUACAUCAAUCAACAUGUCCUGAUACUCCAGAACAAAAUGGAGUCUCUGAAAGAAAAAAUAGGCACUUACUUGAAGUUGCUAGGGCCAUAAUGUUUUACAUGAAUAUUCCAAAGUACUUGUGGGGAGAUGCAAUUCUAACAACAACUUAUUUAAUUAAUAGGAUGCCUACUAGAGUUUUAAACUACAUCACGCCGUUGCAAUGU
Molecule: messenger RNA, 1725 nt
Organism: Zingiber officinale
Lineage: Eukaryota; Viridiplantae; Streptophyta; Magnoliopsida; Zingiberales; Zingiberaceae
Exons: 3
Coding region: 413-985 (190 amino acids)
Biological process (GO): protein dephosphorylation
Molecular function (GO): protein tyrosine/serine/threonine phosphatase activity
Source: RefSeq, a predicted model, not a curated record